This is a messenger RNA of Tetranychus urticae (two-spotted spider mite), 1071 nucleotides long. The record is from RefSeq and is a predicted model, not a curated record. NCBI's taxonomy places the organism in Eukaryota, Metazoa, Arthropoda, Arachnida, Trombidiformes, Tetranychidae.
GCAAUUUAAUUGCUUAUUUUUUCUCAAAAUGACUUACACUUUCUUGUAACUUAAAUAUUUGAAAUCGUUCUUGCUGAGAGCAGCAGUAAACUGAAGAAAUUGUUUUUUGUUUACAAAUGUGAAAAUCCUGGUUAACCUAAAGUCAAUUCUUGUUAAUCUUGUUAAUUAGCUACCAAAACACUCGCUAAACUGUAUUUUUGACCAACAGUGAUUAAUUUAAUUAUUUCAACUUCCAGAUCUCGUUCGUAUCCUCCUCCUUCAGGCCAGUAUAUAAAGCUGUUCAUCUUCAUUACAUCGUUCCUACUUUCAGGAUUAACUCUCGAAAUUAUUUCCAAUGGCAGAUUCAACGAAAAGUUGGCCUAUCAUUCUUGAUGAAGCUAGUUUCUCUUAUCUGGUUGAAUUGUCUCGGAACUUGUCCAAAGUUGAAGGAUUAGUUAAAAAAUUGGUGAAGGGUGAAUAUCAACAAUACGAUGAUAAGAACUAUAAAUCGGGUCAAAAUUCUCAGAACUACACUAGUGUCGAAAACAUUUCUUGGGAUAAUUAUCGUAACGCUAAAGCAGAGAGUGAAGAUGACAAAUGGUCUGAUUGGUAUCCAACUAGCGAUGGAGACGCAUCAAGUGAAAAAAACAACAAUCCCAAAAGUGAAUGGACUAUAAGAUGGGACGAUGAUUGGGACGCUGAACCAGAUUGGUCAAGUGUUGAAUCCAAAAAUGAAACAGCUAUAAAUUGGGAUACUCCUAAGGUAUCUCAAUGGGACAAAGCACAUUGGGAAAGUGAAUGGAGAAAAUCCGAUUCGAAGGAAUCAAAUCAAGAGAAGAUUGACUGGGACUCACCUAAACUAUCUGAUUGGUGAUUGCUUGAAAUGUCAGUUAAUGGAUGGUCUGAAAGCAAGUCGUUCUGGGUCUCCUUCUUGGGACUUUUAAAAUUUUAUCCCAGUCUCACUCCUUGAAGACAUGAAUUUUAUUAUGAUCAAUAAUGUAUACCGCAUAUAAUUGUGUAUUUUCAUUAGAAAGAUAAUUUCCCAAAAAUUAGAUUUAAAAUAAAUUCUCUGCAGCUUUGAAUAAGAUCUUC